This is a messenger RNA of Moneuplotes crassus, 652 nucleotides long. The record is from the annotation of a GenBank genome assembly. Lineage: Eukaryota; Ciliophora; Spirotrichea; Euplotida; Euplotidae.
AUGGCCUCUCUGAAAUUCUUGUUAUUUGUAGUUUUUAUUAUUGCUUUCUUCUCCUCAGUCACUGCUAUUGAGAUGCAGAAUACUGAAGAGAUCUUUAACAAUGCUCAAGAACCAUCUGUAGUUGAUGGUAAACAAGGAGUGGUCAAAUCUGAAGACAGUACCCCACCUGAAAUUGCCCUAGAGGGUGAAGCACUUCUCAAAGAAUGUGCUAAUAAAUUCAUCAAAAGUUGUGAAGAGUUAACUCAUUGCAGACAAGUUGUCUGUCCGAGUGAUACCCUUCAGGAGUACGCCUGUCUUCCAAGAGGUCACCAGUACUUGCCAUUAAAAACAUCUGUGUGUAAUGGAGAGUUCACUAUAACGCCAGAAAGCCCGAAAAUUAUUGACGAGACAAUCAAGGAGAACCCAAGAUCCGGAUUUGGACUGCUAUUGAUCUUCCCCAUCUUGAUAGCAAUGCUAUUCUACAUCUUUGACAAGGUUACUUCCGAAUCAGGCCAGACUUUUGUAUACGAAGAUCUUGAAUACAACCCAAUGACUUACUUGAAGAAGCCAGAAUGUGACGAUUACUAUGCCCUUGAUGAGACAGUCGAUUCCUUGAACUCAAGGCUUAUAUAUUAGGCAGAUUAGAUUUUAUCCAGAUGGCAAGGCUAACCCC